Messenger RNA from Yamadazyma jaroonii, 735 nucleotides. Lineage: Eukaryota; Fungi; Ascomycota; Pichiomycetes; Serinales; Debaryomycetaceae. The record is from the annotation of a GenBank genome assembly.
AUGAUUCAACUACUUAUAUUUUUCAUUCAUUUAACUUCUAUAUUAUGUGAUCCUAACAUGGGUGAACUAGAAGGAACUUGGAGUUCAAAAUCAAACACAGUUUUCACAGGUCCAGGAUUUUACGAUCCUGUUGAUGAAUUAUUGAUUGAACCUGAUUUACCUGGAAUUUCUUAUUCUUUUACAAAAGAUGGUCAUUAUGAAGAAGCUUUAUAUAGAAUCACCAGUAAUCCAAUAAAUCAUUCAUGUCCUGUGGCAACCUUAUCAUAUCAACAUGGUACUUAUGAAUUAUUAUCAAAUGGUUCAUUGGUAUUGACUCCUAUAGCUGUUGAUGGUAGACAAUUAUUAAGUGAACCUUGUGGAUCUCAAACUAAAAAUAUGGCUACUAAUUCCUUAUAUUCAAGAUAUGUUCAACCAACAUGGUUCAAGACUUUCCAAGUUUAUGUUGAUGGUUAUCAAGGUCGUUAUACUUUGCAAUUAUUUCAAUUUGAUGGUUCAAAAAUGCAACCUUUAUAUUUAGCUUAUAAACCUCCUUUGAUGUUACCAACUUAUGCUUUAAAUCCUACUGAUAAAGCUUCAGAAACAAGUUCUACAUUAAGAAAAAGAAUUAAAAGAUCGUUAGAGAAUCAAUUCAGAACUACUGCCAUUAAAGACUUCAAUACUUCAAAUUUUGAUUUUUACUAUUAUUUAGGUAUCACCAUAUUAGGUGGUAGUGCUAUAGUUGCAUUCUUCCAUUGA